UAUGAAUGAUAAAAUUCAGAUUCGUCAAAUGUCCUAAUUAAAGGUAGUAUAAAUUCUGGGCGAUUUUGAAUCAAUUUUAGAGUUUCAAAAGUAAGGGUGAGAAACCAGUUUAUCUAUGAAGUGUUAUGUCAAUAAAAAAUCUGAUGGACAAGUUCUUGUUCGUUUGUGUAUUAAUGAAUGGGAUUUAAAAAUAAUUACUGAACCAAAAUAACUGCCACAAUGGGAUAGUACACACAAGACUGAAUCAGUGCGUUUCAAUACACGGAAAACAAAUAAUUUACACUUCACUAACAUAUGUGAAGAGAUUUGUCCACUGUCCGGAAACAUUUUGUUUAAAAAAGAAAGUGAUCGCAUGUUUUCUAUGACAAUACAUAAAUAUAAUGUUAUGACGAACUUCUUCUAAAAUGUCGGGAUCUGUAAGGAAGAAGACUCGCUUACGCCAAGCUGUGGCUAGACAAGAAAGUAUUCGUGAGGAGCCUAAGAAAGCACAAUGGAGCAACCAGGAGUAUACAACAGAAGAGAUAUUAAAACAGUUCAGUCUACCUCAGAUUGUGAAAUGUAACCAGGAUUCUGUGAGGAUUACAUCUGACUCUCCACUGCCUAUAAACUUUGGCAACCCACUGGUUUUUUAUGACAAAAGAACCAUUCGGAAACUGCUGGCCAAAAAUAUCGGUAUUGAUGCAGUGUCAAACAAAUACAUUGAGAGUAAUGAAACUAUUGUUAUACCUGCUGAUUAUGAAGGUUUAUUUCUAAGAUUGCAGUCAAGAACAUGCAAAGAUAAUACAUGCUUCAGGAGUAUUGAAGCAAUGGCUAAAAAUAAUGUGCGAGCUUUCCUAAACAUGACAAAAUUUACAGCCUUCCGCAUUGGUGAAAAUGUUGCCACAAACGAUUAUACCAAAGUAGAUUACACUCCUGGCAGCGUGUUCAUCGUCGACAGUGUUUGUACUGGAACUACCAGGUCAAGAAAGGAUAUUGUUCAACAUAGUUAUCUAAAAUGUAAGGACGAAAAGGAUGUUCAGAUUUUAAUUCCCUUCCAUCAUCCUGGGGAAUUUUCCGAGGUAUUGACGAACAAUAACAGAAUGUCUGUCAACAGUAAAUAUCUUAUUGAAAAUCAAAAGUUUCCUAUGGUAGUGCGCUUCAUCAGUAGUAAACAAAAGCCUAGACUGAAAUCUUUUUCUGGAUUAUUCACUCUCAUAGACUCGUUUGAAGAAUCAACUGUAAUAGGAUGUGUUUUAAACCCAUCAGGAUUUACAAUGUUUGAACUGCCUGUAUCUUCACCGUUGUCAUUCCAUUUAGCAUUAAAUAAUCAGGAUAUGAACCAGCAUCCUGUUGUCAAAAACGCACUGAAACUUUGCGAGGCCAAACAUAAACUAUAUGCAAAAGACAUGAAGUACAAGUUUAAAUUCUCCCAUAGAAUUGUUCAGCUUUCUGGAAAGAAAUAUUCAACAGUAUCAGAAGAUGGUGAAGAUGACGGUCCAAAAAGUUCUCUAGAUAGCGCGAGGUUCGAUGUUGCUACAACUUAUCUGUAUAUUUGAUGAAUGGACAUACCGAAAUUCAUUUUACUGGAUUGUAAUUCAAAUGAAAAUUACUAGUAAAUCAAAGGCACACUUUGAAAAGGAUUUAAAAUAUGUUUACAUCUACCGAUUUCACAAAUUCUAUCUUUAGUUAUCUUUAUGAUGAUUUUGCGUCAUGGAUUAAUAUACAUAACUUCUUUUCCGUGUAUGAAGUUUCGUGAUAUGUCAAUGUUAUGU
Messenger RNA from Mytilus californianus (California mussel), 1751 nucleotides. RefSeq lists its product as uncharacterized. NCBI's taxonomy places the organism in Eukaryota, Metazoa, Mollusca, Bivalvia, Mytilida, Mytilidae. The record is from RefSeq and is a predicted model, not a curated record. The coding region runs from base 405 to 1535 and encodes 376 amino acids. The transcript is spliced from 2 exons.